Molecule: messenger RNA, 1040 nt
Organism: Formica exsecta
Lineage: Eukaryota; Metazoa; Arthropoda; Insecta; Hymenoptera; Formicidae
Product: glutaredoxin-C4-like
Exons: 3
Coding region: 317-613 (98 amino acids)
Biological process (GO): cellular response to oxidative stress
Cellular component (GO): cytoplasm
Molecular function (GO): glutathione disulfide oxidoreductase activity
Source: RefSeq, a predicted model, not a curated record
AUUGUAUAUAUAUUGUAUAGUUUUUUAAAGGACGCUCCGUGUAUGUAUACAAGACUUAGGCUGCGUUCAUAAUUUACGUCACAUACACUAUAGAUUUUCAAUAUUGGCAGUGGAAUGCACCUUAACUAUCGACUGGAAACUUACCAUCAGCCGAGUAGCUGGAACAGUCGCGUAAUUCGUGCUCUGGACUUACGAUCUGUUUCUCAAUUAUUGACAGCAGUUAGUGACACAUUCUUGUGAAAAUAUACAUAUAUUUAAACCUCCAACACAUAUUCGCAGUUGAAUAAUUGAAGUUUCCAGUACAAAGAAGUCAAUCAUGCCUGUCACGCGAGAUCUCGUCAACGAACUCAUCGCAAAGGAUUCAGUCGUCAUAUUCUCCAAGACUCACUGCCCGUACUGCAAAAUGGCUAAGGAGGUGUUUGAAUCAUUAAAAAAAUCAUACACGGCGAUAGAAUUGGACAACAGGGAAGACGCACAAGACAUACAAGAUGUGUUGGGCGAAAUAACAGGUGCCAGAACAGUGCCCAGGGUAUUCCUCAAUGGAGAGUGUUUAGGAGGCGGUACCGAUGUGAAGAAAUUGUUCGACAGUGGCGAGCUUGAAAACAGAUUUUAACUUUUAAUCUUCGAUGUGCUCUAUGACAAAUGACAAAUAAUAUAUUCAAUAUAAAAUAAAAUAUAAUCUUUUCUAUAAUAUCAUCAUGUCUGCUGACACUCUCAUGUAAAGGCAAAAAAAAAAAAAGAAAAUAUAUUUGCUGAAUACCGAUUAAUUUUAAUUUUACUUUAAACAAUUUCUUAAGUAUGAACUUUCUUAAAUUUUACUGUUUACAAAAAGAGCUUAUAAAAUAUAGAAUCAAAUGAAUUACAUUUAAAAUUGAUCUCAUAGGGCUGGACAGAAUCGAUAUAUAAAAUCUACAUAACGCGAAACCGUUUUAAGUAUAUUGUAUUUAGUAUCUAUAUAAAUUAUGAUAAUUAAAAAUGAUAAUUAUAAUAUGUGCAAUACUUGUGCGACAUGAGGUAAGAAAUAAAUUUAGUUUCAAAGU